Symbiodinium natans is the source of this 573-nucleotide messenger RNA. The record is from the annotation of a GenBank genome assembly. Lineage: Eukaryota; Dinophyceae; Suessiales; Symbiodiniaceae.
AUGUUGGGGCUGUUUUGGCUUCGGAGACAUCGUCGUCAACAUGUCUUGUGGCGACUGUCUGCGGUGCCAUGGGCCGAAGAGCAGGCACAACGACCGUUGGACUGGUUGCCGUCUCCGUGUCCGGAGUGCCGACGCUGGGGCGAGAAGUGGCAGCGGCUGCAUGCCGCGCUUCGCCACAUUGCGAAGCCAGUGGGGGGACCGCCAGAAGCUGAUCGCUGCUGCUCAGCUUCUGGGCGGGCGAGCACGGCUGUGCGGCGCGCAGGUCCAGAAGAUGCGUGUCAAUACUGGCUACACUGCAUAGUAGCACCGCGGGCAGCCAUAGCCUGGGACUGUCGCAAUCUCGCCGCCGAGGCGACCCUGAACGGUUUUGCGCUGGGCGACUUCGCCGCGAGCUGUCUGAAGCGGAGAGACGCGGGACACUAUGCCCAUGCGUGGGGUGUCAAGCUGCAGGAAGUCUUGCUGGACCGCAUGCAGCUGGGCACUUGCACCGUGAUGUCCAUGAAGCUGAACGAGAGCAGGAGAGCAGGAGCAAGCGUGAGGGGAGACUUUGGAACGAGCCAGAAGACACCAUAG